This is a messenger RNA of Colletotrichum gloeosporioides, 3063 nucleotides long. RefSeq names its product Phosphoinositide 3-phosphatase. Gene Ontology annotation, biological process: dephosphorylation. Lineage: Eukaryota; Fungi; Ascomycota; Sordariomycetes; Glomerellales; Glomerellaceae. The record is from RefSeq and is a predicted model, not a curated record. Gene Ontology annotation, molecular function: phosphatase activity. The transcript is spliced from 2 exons. The annotation marks the transcript as partial.
GUGGUCGAGAACGUCCAGGGCAUCAGCGGCGGAGUCACCUCCACGGGCACCCUUCGUCUGACCGACUACCACCUCGUCUACUGCGUCCCGGUCAAAGCCCCAAAGGACCAACCGCUCCCUCAACCGCCGAACCAAGCACCCAAGACUCGCGAAUCAUGGAUUACGUUUCCCAUCCUGUCAAACGUGCAACUGCGGCUCAUGCCCCCGACCACUGGCAUUCAUAGCUCAAUCCGCAUCCGCUGUCGCGACUUCGUCUUCGUCACCUUCACAUUCCAAGACGACAAAGCUGCCAAGGAAGUGUUCGAGUUCAUCAAGGCCCGAACGUGCAAGCUUCCCUCCGUCGAGUCGCUCUUCGCGUUCCAUCACAAGCCCUCCAAGGUCGAGAAGCAUGUCAAUGGCUGGCACAUAUACGAUCCGAGAGCCGAGUUCCGUCGACAGGGUAUCAGCGAGAAGUCGGCGGACUUGGGAUGGAGAAUCAGCAACAUCAACAAGGACUAUACCUUUUGCGACACCUACCCUGCCGUUCUUGUGGUUCCCUCUUCCAUCUCCGAUAAUGUCCUCAAGUACGCCAAGGAUUACCGCUCUAGAAACCGCAUCCCGGCUCUAAGCUACAUUCACAAGGUCAACAACUGUACUAUUACUCGCAGCGCCCAGCCCCUGUCGGGCAUCACCAGGAAAAACAAUGUCCAGGACGAGAAGCUUGUGUUGGCGUCAUUCGCGGAGCGUGUUCCCCGGACCAGCGUCGACUCCGAGCAGCCUCCCCAGUUGCCGGCUUCGGAGACCACCAGUCUUUCAGAGCUCGAGAAGUACGAGGAGAGCAUCAUCGAGGAUGCUGCGCCCAAGGUUUACGACGAGAAGACUGGCAAGAGGCUUGUUUAUGGAGCUCAGCAAGCCAACAUGAUUGUCGACGCCCGGCCUACUGUCAAUGCUAUGGUUAACCAAGUCCAAGGAAUGGGAUCUGAGCCCAUGGACCGCUACCCUGGUGCCACAAAGGCCUUCAUGAACAUUGAGAACAUUCACGUAAUGAGAAACUCUCUGAACAAGGUUGUGGACUGCAUCAAAGACGCAGACGUCUCGCCUUUGCCGCCUGACCAAAACGCCCUCUUUGCAACUGGCUGGCUCAAGCACACCGCAGCAGUGCUCAACGGUGCUGAGAUUAUUGCUCGACAGAUCUGGUACAAGCACUCUCAUGUGUUGAUCCAUUGCUCUGACGGUUGGGACCGCACAAGUCAGCUCAGUGCCCUUGCUCAGAUCCUCCUGGACCCAUACUUCCGUACCAUUGAGGGAUUCAUGGUUCUGGUGGAGAAGGAUUGGUUGUCUUUUGGCCACAUGUUCAGACUGCGGUCUGGGCCCUUGAACCAUGAAAGCUGGUUCAAUGUUCAGAGAGAUGGCAUGGCUGGUCAAACCGUCAAUCCUGGCGAAAAUGACGGCCGCGCAGAUGCAUUCCAGAAUGUCAUUGCCGGAGCGCGCCGGUUCUUCAACCAGAACAAGGAUGACCCCACGGAGCAGCUUGACGCCAUUGGCGAGGCGGCGACUGGCAAGGUUGCCAACGACGAGGCCACCGUCCCUAAGAUGAUCAGCCCCGUCUUUCACCAAUUCUUGGACUGCGUCUACCAGCUUCUGCGGCAGAACCCAACCAAGUUUGAGUUUAAUGAGCGAUUUCUUCGCCGGCUGCUCUACCACCUCUACUCUUGCCAGUAUGGAACCUUUCUCUAUAACUCCGAGAAGCAGAGACGCGAUGCCCGUGCUGCUGAGCGCACACAGUCUGUCUGGGACUACUUUCUGGCUCGCAAGCAGGAGUUCAUCAACAAGGAUUACGAUCCCACCAUUGACGAAUACGUUAAGGGUCGUGAUUCGAUCAUUAAGACAGACCUUAAGGAUAUUAUCUGGUGGCACCAGCUUUUCAACCGGUCUGACGAGGAGAUGAACUCGAACCUGCACGCCACAGCUGCGCAGGCUCAGAACAAGGCCUCGGCCAUGGCCAACUUCCAGCCGGCGACUGAAGAGUCCUACGCGAGCAGCCAUCCCGGCACACCUCCUGACAACACUCCCGGCUCCAAGCCUCCCUCUCUGGCGGCUAGCCAGUCUGUUCUCGCUGCUGUGGAAUCAUCACACGCCACUCUGACACCCGAGGAGCAACGCCAGGGACGACGAUUGGAGCAGGGACAGGAGCGACACCUUCAACGGAGUGCCUCGGCUGAGAAUCCGAAUGCCUUCUCGUCUAUUCGAGACGGCAUUGCGGACGGAAUCGCAAACCUCAACAUUGGCCGCAACGUCACCGGCAUGCUCAAUAACCUGGGUACCAACAAUCGCAAUGGCAGUCCAGCCUCAACCUCGAGGGGUGUCAAUUUCGCGCAAUUGCCCGACCCGCCCUACCUGAUCGAAGAGACCGAAUCUACUAUGCUCUUCGAUGCAGACCUCUACCAUAGGGAGAACUGGGAUCCUGAUUAUCCGAGCGACAGUGAGUCAAUGCCGGAAUCGAACAGAGACCCAGAGGUGGGAGUUAAGUUAGCAGAGAUGACAGAAGUGCUGACGGAGACUGUUUCAAAGUUGAACGCAGCGAACUUGGCGAAAUUACCGCAGAAAAUGUCGGCAGCCACGAAAUCUGCCAAUGCGGCGACAGUCUCUGAGUCGGAUUUGGAGUCUGCCUUAGAUUGGGGUAGCCAAGGCAUGCUGGACUGGGGCGUCAUGAGCUUUCACGGAUACAUGAUCGGUGAGGAGUCCGACAAUGAGUGGCCGCCUGCUGGUUACACGAUGAACGGCACUUUCGGCGAGACAAGCGGCGACGAGAGCAGUGGCGACGAGACCAGCAGUAGUGGCGACACCACCAAUGGCAGCCAAAUGAGCAGCGACAGCAUGUCCACGGUCGACAGCGACGACAUGAGUCUUUGUGAGGACACCAUCGUCCCCAUAACCGACAGCGACCUCAUUCCUGACGGUCUUGACGACAGCUUCGAUGAGAUGGCCGACGACAGCGUCUUCGUCAUGGUGGACGACAAUGAAGAUGCCCCCUCAGCUGAUAACGGCAGUAUCUUGCACUGGAUUCAAAUGGGUUCCCAGUGA